Messenger RNA from Micromonas commoda, 927 nucleotides. RefSeq lists its product with no specific name. NCBI's taxonomy places the organism in Eukaryota, Viridiplantae, Chlorophyta, Mamiellophyceae, Mamiellales, Mamiellaceae. The transcript has a single exon. The annotation marks the transcript as partial. Gene Ontology annotation, molecular function: oxidoreductase activity. The record is from RefSeq and is a predicted model, not a curated record. Gene Ontology annotation, biological process: lipid metabolic process.
CCCGCCGCCGGUCCCGUGCCGUCCCUCCGAGAGCUGCGCGCAUCCAUCCCGAAGGAGUGCUUCGAGCCCGACCUGGGGGAGUCGCUCAAGUACGCCGCGUACGAUCUCGCCGCGCUCGCCGCGUGCUUCGGCGUCAUCUCCCCGCACGUGGUGGACCACCCGUGGCUGUUACCGCUGUACGCGCCCCUCACGGGCACCGUCAUGUGGAUGAACUUCGUCGUCGGCCACGACUGCGGGCACGGCUCCUUCUCCAAAUCCUCCGUCGUCAACGGCGUCGUCGGCCACCUCACGCACUCGCCGCUGCUCGUGCCCUUCUACCCGUGGGCGUACUCGCACAAGCAGCACCACAGGUUUCACAACCACCAGGUAAAGGACAUGUCGCACCCGUGGAUGACUGCAGAGGAGUACGCCGAGGUGAACCCCAUCGUCCGGGCUCUGGCGCUUGACGGGUGGUGGGGAACCUUCCUCGGCUUUCCCGGGUACCUCCUCCUGGAACCGCGGUGGGCCGGGACGGACGGGUGCCACUUCAACCCACAAUCCAGGCUCUUCGACAGGGCGCCCAAGGACGAGCGGGUGAAGUGCGCGGUUUCCACCGUGGCGUGCGCGGCGUUUCUCGGCGCGUCCUUCGUCGCGUGCGACUCGAACCCGGCGCACUGGUUCGCUCAGUACUUGGCGCCGUACUUGUGCUUCUCGUGGUGGCUCUUCACCGUGACCUACCUCCAGCACCACGACUACGACACAACGACGUACGAAGAGGGCCAGUGGGAGUACGUGCUGGGGGGUUUGGAGACGAUCGACCGCGAGUUUGGGCACGGCGUGGACGAGCUGACGCAUCACAUCACCGACUGCCACGUCGCGCACCACAUGUUCUCGGACAUGCCCCACUACCGCCUGCCCGCGGCGACCGCCGGGGUGCGAUCGGUGCUG